Messenger RNA from Cryptococcus deneoformans JEC21, 1644 nucleotides. RefSeq names its product Rab escort protein, putative. The transcript has 4 exons. Bases 87 to 1589 code for a protein of 500 amino acids. NCBI's taxonomy places the organism in Eukaryota, Fungi, Basidiomycota, Tremellomycetes, Tremellales, Cryptococcaceae. Gene Ontology annotation, molecular function: GDP-dissociation inhibitor activity. The record is from RefSeq and is a predicted model, not a curated record. Gene Ontology annotation, cellular component: Rab-protein geranylgeranyltransferase complex; cytosol; nucleus. Gene Ontology annotation, biological process: vesicle-mediated transport; protein geranylgeranylation; small GTPase-mediated signal transduction.
UAUAUCAAAGGGGUAUGGCCACCCAUAACUGCACCUACCACUAUCAUAAAGCUCCAACGAUUUAAUUGCACCACAAUCUCAAUUCCAUGUCCAACAUUGAACUUGAGUCCGACUCAUACGACGUCGUAGUCAUCGGCACUGGCAUCGCUGAGAGUAUCGCCGCAGCCGCCCUCGCGAAAGCUGGCAAGACCGUUCUGCACCUCGAUCCAAACGAAUAUUACGGAGGAGAACAAGCUAGUUUGACACUAGACGAGCUCGUUGAGUGGUCCACCACACGCGUAGAGUCUUCUUCAGCGGCAGUGUCAUACACACAUGCGUCGACAUCCGUCGUUACGCCUACUCUGCAAAAUGAUCGACGACGAUAUGCCUUGUCGCUUUUUCCCGCCAUCCUGCCCUCUCGAGGACCUCUAAUCGACGUGCUCAUUUCGUCAGAUGUCAGUAAAUAUGUUUCCUUCAAACUUCUGGACUCGGUAAAUAUAUGGGAUGAAGAUUGUGCUGGGGCAAGGAAGGUUCCCGGAAGCAAGGAAGAAAUUUUCAAAGACAAGAGCGUGUCCUUGAUGGACAAGAGAAAAUUGAUGAAGUUUUUCAUGUUUGCUGCAGGAGAAUUUGAGCAUAAUGAUAUUAUUCGAGGCAAAGAGACGCAGCCCCUCCUGGGUUUCCUGCAGGAUUCCUUUGCCCUUCCAACAGGUCUUGCGCUUUCGAUAGCGUACGCCAUCGCCCAUUGCACAUCACCAGAAGACCAAACGCUACCUGCAUUAAUGAAGACAAGGAGGUAUCUCAAGUCAUUAGGGCGAUAUGGGUCCUCCGCUUUUCUUGUGGGACAAUACGGAGGAGCAGGGGAAAUAGCCCAGGGAUUUUGCCGUGGUUGUGCUGUUUAUGGGGGUACUUAUGUUCUAGGUCAAUUCGGCAAGCCGACAUUGAUCGAUGCGAACGACGACGACGUGACUCUCAGUCUCCCAUGCCAUCCUCGACCUGUCACAGCCAAGCAUCUGAUAUCUUCUUCAAACCAUCUUCCACCAUCACUUCUUAUUCCUAAAUCAGAGCCGUCAAAAAGGACUAUAACGGCCCAUAGCAUUGCGAUCAUUUCUUCGUUACCGAAAGUUUUGCAGCGCCAAUUACCAUCUGCAGAUGAUGAAAAUGGAAGAAGUCAAUUACCCGAAGAAAAUGAUGACACAGGGCUAAUCGUCUUCCCACCUGAGAAUGGUAAUCCGACUGUCAGGUGUUUGAUAAACGGUGAAGGAACAGGAAGUUGCCCGUCUGGACAAUACAUUCUUUAUUUCAGCUGUCCGGCAUCGACCGCAUCAUCACCAUCUAAUCUUCUCAAACCAUACUUGCAGCGAAUCACUUCCGAACCACUCUUUGAAUCUUAUUACGUAUCCACCCGAGCGACGUCAUCUUAUUCCGCAUCGUCUCCGAAGGUCAUCAUUGUAACGCCUUUUUAUAGAGAUGACUUGAUCACGGAAGGAUUAGACUGGGAGGUAAAGGAGGCUGAGAAAGCAUAUUACUCAGUGGUGGGUCAAGAUGGAGUACCUUUCUUUGAUGUGACAGAGAGCGAAGCAGAUGAAAUGGGUAUCUUUGAGGAUCAUUGAGUACCAUGAUCGUAUAUGCAUGUAAUUGAAUCACUCAUGGCCCAUGUAAGAAACA